Molecule: messenger RNA, 351 nt
Organism: Phytophthora sojae
Lineage: Eukaryota; Oomycota; Peronosporomycetes; Peronosporales; Peronosporaceae
Exons: 2
Coding region: 1-351 (116 amino acids)
Source: RefSeq, a predicted model, not a curated record
AUGCCUGGAGGACGAGGGGCGAAGAAGAGUGGACGCGGUGACGGAGGACGCGGUGAGGCGUCACGUCAGUCGCGUCGUGUUCAAGGUAUGGAGCCUGAGGAGCGCAAGGACCUGGAAACAGUCGUCCGCGACGCUCGGAAGGCGAACGUUGCAAGCGCGGUCAUCACGGAGAUCCGAAACGAGGAACACCUACUGAACCAGGAGAAUGCAGAGUACGCCGACCAGAUCGACUGCUUGAGUGUGAAUAUCCAGGCGUGUCUCGAUGAUGAUCUAAGUGGUACACGCUUCAGCUUCUCUCCACCACGCCGUGGGAAGAGCAAGAAACUUGGAGAAGUAGCUGUCUUGAACUAG